AUGUCCCUCAGGAACAGGGCCUUGCGGCGGUCCCCGAGGGGCCGGCCCGGCGGUGCCAUGAUGAGUGGCUCCCUUCGUGCCCAGUGCCUGGAGCUUCAUCCCCAGUGUGCUGGAGAAGAGAAUUGGGUGGACAGUCGGACUAUUUAUGUUGGGCAUCGUGAGCCACCUCCAGGCGCUGAAGCAUACAUUCCACAGAGGUUUCCAGAUAAUAGAAUAGUCUCAUCAAAGUACACGUUUUGGAACUUUAUACCAAAAAAUUUGUUUGAGCAAUUCAGAAGAAUAGCUAACUUCUAUUUUCUCAUCAUUUUCCUUGUUCAGUUAAUUAUUGAUACACCUACUAGUCCAGUUACAAGUGGACUUCCACUUCUGUUUGUCAUCACUGUCACAGCUAUCAAACAGGGUUAUGAAGAUUGGCUGAGACAUAAAGCUGACAAUGCAAUAAAUCAUUGCCCUGUUCAUUUCAUUCAGCAUGGAAAACUGGUUAGAAAGCAAAGCCGAAAAUUAAGAGUUGGAGAUAUUGUAAUGGUGAAAGAAAAUGAAACAUUCCCAUGUGAUUUAAUAUUCCUAUCGAGUAGUAGAGGAGAUGGAACAUGUUUUGUUACAACAACUAGUUUGGAUGGUGAAUCCAGUCAGAAAACUUACUAUGCUGUUCAAGACACAAAGGCAUUUCACAAUGAACAGGAAAUCGAUGCACUACAUGCUACCAUUGAAUGUGAACAACCUCAGCCUGACCUUUAUAAAUUUGUUGGUCGAAUAAAUGUUUACCAUGAUAGGAAUGAGCCUAUUGCAAGGCCAUUAGGAUCUGAAAAUCUGCUUCUUAGAGGAGCCACUUUAAAGAACACAGAAAAAAUCUUUGGUGUUGCUAUCUACACUGGCAUGGAAACCAAGAUGGCAUUAAAUUACCAAUCAAAAUCACAGAAGCGUUCUGCUGUAGAGAAAUCAAUGAAUGUAUUUCUUGUUGUAUACCUCUGUAUUCUCGUCAGUAAAGCAGUAAUAAAUACUGUUCUGAAGUAUGCCUGGCAGAGUGAACCAUUUCGUGAUGAGCCAUGGUACAAUCAGAAAACAGAGCCUGAAAAGAAAAGAAAUUUGUUUCUUCAAGCUUUUACAGAUUUCCUUGCAUUCAUGGUUCUUUUCAACUACAUUAUUCCUGUCUCCAUGUAUGUCACUGUGGAAAUGCAGAAAUUUCUUGGUUCUUAUUUCCUUGCAUGGGAUGAGGAAAUGUUUGAUGAGGGUACAGGUGAAGGACCACUGGUGAACACUUCUGACCUCAAUGAAGAGUUGGGACAGAUUGAGUAUGUCUUCACAGAUAAAACAGGAACAUUAACUGAGAACAAUAUGGAAUUUGUAGAAUGUUGCAUUGAAGGGCAUAUUUAUGUACCACAUGUUAUCUGCAAUGGCCAAAUCCUCCAUGAUUGUACAGGCAUUGAUAUGAUUGAUUCAUCUCCAGGAAGUAGUGGAAAGGAGAGAGAGGAACUAUUUUUCCGAGCUCUUUGUCUCUGCCACACUGUUCAGGUAAAGGAUGAUGAUAGCGUAGAUGGUUUGAAGAAAAGCCAGGUACCAAGAAAACCCUGUAUAUAUAUAUCAUCAUCACCUGAUGAAGUUGCUUUAGUUGAAGGAAUACAGAGACUUGGUUACACCUAUCUAAGGCUGAAAGAAAAUUACAUGGAGAUCUUAAAUCGGGAAAAUAACAUAGAAAAGUUUGAAUUACUGGAGGUUUUCAGUUUUGAUUCUGUGAGACGGCGAAUGAGUGUAAUUGUUAAAUCUCCAACAGGUGAUAUAUUUCUGUUUUGUAAGGGAGCAGAUUCCUCCAUAUUUCCUAGGGUUAAAGAAGGUAAAAUUGACCAAGUACGAUCCCGAGUACAACGCAAUGCAGUGGAGGGACUGCGAACGUUGUGUGUUGCAUAUAAGAAGCUCUCAGCAGAAGAAUAUCGCGAGGUACAGAAGCUGCUUCAGAGUGCAAAGCUGGCCCUUCAGGAGCGGGAUAAGAAAUUGGCAGAAGUGUACGAGAAGAUAGAAACAGAUUUUAUAUUACUUGGUGCUACAGCUGUUGAAGAUCGGCUACAAGAAAAAGCUGCUGACACUAUUGAAGCACUCCAGAAAGCAGGAAUUAAAGUUUGGGUUCUGACAGGAGACAAAAUGGAGACUGCUGCAGCUACUUGCUACGCUUGCAAACUCUUCAGAAGAAAUACACAAAUACUUGAGCUAACCACAAAGAAAAUUGAGGAGCAGAGUUUACACGAUGUGCUUUUUGACCUAAAUAAAACUGUCAUAAGACAAAAUGGCAGCUUAACCAGGGAUACCUUCUCAGGACUUUCAGCUGAUACUCAAGAUUAUGGUUUAAUUAUUGAUGGAGCAGCAUUAUCAUUAAUAAUGAAACCAAGACACGAUGGGAGCUCUGGUAACUACAGAGAGAUCUUUCUUAAUAUUUGCAGGAACUGCACUGCAGUGUUAUGCUGUCGAAUGGCACCUCUGCAAAAAGCACAGAUUGUGAAGUUGAUAAAGUUAUCAAAAGAACGUCCUAUCACAUUAGCAAUUGGUGAUGGAGCCAAUGAUGUCAGUAUGAUUCUAGAAGCACAUGUUGGUAUAGGAGUCAUUGGCAAAGAAGGUCGUCAAGCAGCAAGAAACAGUGACUAUGCAAUACCUAAAUUUAAACAUUUGAAAAAAAUGUUGCUUGUUCAUGGGCAUUUUUAUUACAUUAGGAUAUCUGAACUUGUGCAAUACUUCUUUUAUAAGAAUGUCUGCUUCAUUUUUCCUCAGUUUUUAUAUCAGUUCUUCUGUGGGUUUUCACAACAGACUUUAUAUGAUACUGCGUAUCUAACACUGUACAAUAUCAGCUUCACCUCCCUUCCUAUCCUCUUGUACAGUCUAAUGGAACAACAUGUCAGUCCAGAGACACUCAAGAGAGAGCCUUCCUUGUACAGAGAUGUUGCCAAGAAUGCUUUGCUGCGCUGGCGUGCAUUUAUUUAUUGGACAUUCCUAGGAGUGUUUGAUGCUGUGGUAUUUUUCUUUGGUGCCUAUUUUUUGUUAGACAACACAGUUGUGACCAGCAAUGGACAGCUAAUGACAACCAGCACUCACAUGAUAUUUGGAACUUGGACCUUUGGAACAGUGGUGUUUACUGUGCUUGUAUUCACGGUUACAUUUAAGCUUGCAAUAGAUACACACUAUUGGACGUGGAUAAAUCACUUCGUGAUCUGGGGAUCACUGGUAUUCUACAUUGUCUUUUCUCUACUCUGGGGAGGAAUUAUUUGGCCUUUUCUCAAUUAUCAGAGGAUGUAUUAUGUGUUCAUGCAAAUGCUGUCCAGUGGUCCUGCGUGGCUGGGUAUAAUUCUGCUCAUAACUGUCAGCCUUCUUCCAGAUGUUCUGAAGAAGGUCUUAUGCAGGGAGUUGUGGCCUACAGCAACAGAAAGAAUCCAGAAGGCAUCAAGGCACUGUCGGGAGCACAUCUCAGAAUUCACACCUCUUGCCUGUCUGAAAAGCCCAAGAUACAGGAGCAGUGACUGCAGCAAUUCCCCAGCAAGAAGGUCUAAUUCUCAUUCUAAAAAAGUGAUGUUUACGCAGUGGAAAGGCAUUGAUUAUUCAGUACUUCCAUCUGUCUUUGGCUAUUCAAAUAAGCAUUGGCGUUCCAGUGCAGGCUACCACUAUGGUGGGUCAGGUUUGGAAACGUCCAUAUGA
Molecule: messenger RNA, 3675 nt
Organism: Agelaius phoeniceus (red-winged blackbird)
Lineage: Eukaryota; Metazoa; Chordata; Aves; Passeriformes; Icteridae
Source: RefSeq, a predicted model, not a curated record